Messenger RNA from Aphis gossypii (cotton aphid), 894 nucleotides. RefSeq lists its product as uncharacterized. The transcript has 6 exons. The coding region runs from base 192 to 761 and encodes 189 amino acids. The record is from RefSeq and is a predicted model, not a curated record. NCBI's taxonomy places the organism in Eukaryota, Metazoa, Arthropoda, Insecta, Hemiptera, Aphididae.
UUAGAACGCAGUGAUGUAUACUUCAAACCCCGCAGAAUCAUUCAAAGCAUCGAACCGUUGUCACAUCUCAUAUAUGUCGACAAUUAUAAUUGAUUCAUCGUCGAUUUUAUAUACACAUUCUGAGAAUUUAUACGUAUUCGUGCGUCCACCUCGAUCCACUUCCACUCCGCAUCACGCAUAUUGACUAGGAAAUGAACAGUUUCGUGAAGUACGAUCACGGGUCGUCGGCCAGUGAAUUUUUUGAACACACCCGACGCACCGAUGCCGAUUUCCGAAGAAUGAUAUACGACUUGAGAAUUGCGAUGUACAAGACAAUAUAUAAGAAAUCAUACUAUUGGCCAGAACAUGUACCUAAAUCCAAUGAUCAUCAAAUUGAACCUGGGUUUACUAUGAUACCGAAACCAAAUGAAGAUCAGUAUAAACAGCUGUAUACACCUACAAUUUUAAUAUCCAGAAAUCUGAGUGAAAAUAAAAGAAUUGUCCCUCCUUUAGAGUAUUCAAUAAGUGACCCAUCAAAAUGUCAAGACGAGGAUUUAAAUGACUCCGAUACACACGCAAAAUCUUUGUACCAAGAAAGCUAUAUAAAUUGGACGCCAAGUCAAGCACAUAAAAAAGAGGAAACACCAGAAGAGUGGGCUCAGAAAUGGAGAAACGAGUGUCACAACGUUCGAGAUGCAGACGAUUUAGUGCAUGACUUAUCGAAUCGAAUUAUCAAAUCGCGAAAGAUGAUAUUAAGUAGAAAGAGGAUCGGCUAUGCUUAGUAAAGUUUUGUUUUAGAAGAUUAAAAUUUAAAACUUUGAUUGCUUUUUAUUAUAUUAUUAUAAUUAUAAUUUAAUUGAAAUUGUUAUUUAUGAAAAUAAACAAUUAAUAUUUUUUUAUUUAAAAGGACAAUAA